Corylus avellana is the source of this 1967-nucleotide messenger RNA. Its product is annotated as endoglucanase 24. Gene Ontology annotation, molecular function: hydrolase activity, hydrolyzing O-glycosyl compounds. Lineage: Eukaryota; Viridiplantae; Streptophyta; Magnoliopsida; Fagales; Betulaceae. Gene Ontology annotation, biological process: carbohydrate metabolic process. The record is from RefSeq and is a predicted model, not a curated record.
UAAACAAUUUUCACAGCACUCCCACUUUUCCAAUGAGCUAAAAUAUUGGACCCCACGGAAAAGCCCCUUGUCGCUCAUGUACAACUACAUAGCCCUGUGCAAGCCUUUGUGGUUCCAUUUGCAUGUGAGCUCUCACUAAAACAUCACUCCCUGUCGGCGCUUCUAAAGCUAUUCGUCGAUCCGGCGAUCCCCCACCCCGUGGCGCCACGGCGAAAACCCCCGCCGGCGCACAACCAAGAAAUGACCCUCUUCUCCUUCACUCAUCAUCUCCUCCUUUCUCUUCUUCUCUUCCUCCUCCUCCUCGUUGGCUCUGCAUCGAGCAGCACCCAUGACUAUCAAGACGCAUUAUCGAAGGCAAUCUUAUUCUACGAGGGCCAGCGGUCGGGUUUCUUGCCGCAGGACCAGAGAAUCACUUGGCGCGCUAAUUCCGGACUCAGCGACGGUUGGAUGUACAACACUGACUUGAGCGGCGGGUACUACGACGCCGGCGACAACGUCAAGUUCGGCUUCCCGAUGGCCUUCACGACCACCAUGCUGGCCUGGAGCGUGAUCGAGUUCGGCGAUUCCAUGCCGCCCAACGAUCUCAGGAACGCUUUGGUGGCGAUCCGUUGGGCCACGGACUAUUUGCUCAAGACCGUUUCUCAGCCCAACCGGAUUUUUGUGCAGGUGGGGGAUCCGAACAUUGACCAUAAUUGUUGGGAAAGACCGGAAGAUAUGGACACAACCAGGACAGUUUAUGCCGUGGAUGCACCGAAUCCGGCUUCCGAUGUUGCCGGGGAGACCGCAGCCGCUCUAGCAGCUUCGUCAAUAGUAUUCCGGUCAUCAGAUUCGGGAUAUUCCGAUACUUUGUUACGAAAUGCCAUCAAUGCUUUCCAAUUCGCAGAUAGUUAUAGAGGAGCUUACAGCGAUAAUUCAAAUAUUAAAUACGGUGCCUGCCCAUUUUAUUGCGAUUUUGAUGGUUAUCAGGAUGAGCUGCUAUGGGGAGCAGCAUGGCUAAGGAGAGCUACUAACGAAGAAACUUACCUCAAUUACAUACAAAGCAACGGCCAAACCCUUGGCGCCGAUGAGAACGUAAAUGAAUUUGGAUGGGACAACAAACACGCUGGACUUAACGUUUUAGUCUCUAAGGAAGUCCUAGAAGGAAAUGUGUACUCCCUCCAAUCGUACAAAGCAUCGGCUGACAACUUCAUGUGCGCGCUGAUACCCGAAUCAUCAGCCUCGCACAUAGAGUACACAAACGGCGGACUCAUAUACAAGCCCGGAGGCAGCAACUUGCAGCAUGCAACAUCAAUUGCAUUCCUUUCACUAGUCUAUGCCAACUACCUAACUCGAACGUCUCAAGCUAUCAACUGUGGGAACAUAUAUGUAAGUCCAACCACACUUCGCCAGCUCGCUAAACGCCAAGUUGAUUACAUUCUAGGCGAUAACCCUAAGGGUAUAUCGUAUAUGGUCGGUUAUAGUGAUUACUACCCACAACGUAUUCACCAUCGCGGCUCGUCGAUGCCGUCAAUCAAAGACCAUCCUCAAUUCAUUGGGUGCAAGGAGGGUUCUAUCUACUUCAAUUCAACAAAUCCUAACCCUAAUAUCCACGUUGGGGCCGUGGUGGGAGGACCUGGGGAAGACGACAUCUACGACGACGAUCGAGUCGAUUAUAAGAAAUCAGAGCCGACGACCUACAUUAAUGCACCAUUAGUCGGGGUACUAGCAUACCUUGUUGCUAACCCAACCCUAGUUGACACAAAUACACAAAUUCAUGACUCAUCAUUUGAGAAUAGGGAAAAGAUGCCUCUCGUCAUGAGCAAAGCAAAGAGGGAAGAGGCUUAUUUAAGUGAUCUGCUUUUCUUUUCUUUUCCUCUUCUAUUCUUAUUUAGUAAUUUGCUUGAUUCUUGAGUUAUAGGAUUUUGGAGUCACAAAAUCUUGUUGUCACUUUUUCUACAAGGAUAAUGAGAAAAAGGCUUAUUUCUACA